Geodia barretti is the source of this 393-nucleotide messenger RNA. The record is from the annotation of a GenBank genome assembly. Lineage: Eukaryota; Metazoa; Porifera; Demospongiae; Tetractinellida; Geodiidae.
CCAUCAGGUGGUCCCUGUCCUCCAGGUCCCUGCGGUCCCACAUUUCCCUGCCCAACAGCACCCUGCGGUCCCACAUUUCCCGGCCCAACAGCACCCUGCGGUCCCACAUUUCCCUGCCCAACAGCACCCUGCGGUCCCACAUUUCCCGGCCCAACAGCACCCUGCAGUCCCACAUUUCCCUGCCCAACAGCACCUUGCAGUCCCACAUUUCCCUGCCCAACAGCACCCUGCGGUCCCACAUUUCCCUGCCCAACAGCACCCUGCGGUCCCACAUUUCCCUGCCCAACAGCACCCUGCGGUCCCACAUUUCCCUGCCCAACAGCACCCUGCGGUCCCACAUUUCCCCGCCCAACAGCACCCUGCGGUCCCACAUUUCCCCGCCCAACAGCACCC